This is a messenger RNA of Aspergillus welwitschiae, 1508 nucleotides long. Its product is annotated as sterol desaturase family protein. The transcript has a single exon. Gene Ontology annotation, molecular function: iron ion binding; C-4 methylsterol oxidase activity. Gene Ontology annotation, biological process: ergosterol biosynthetic process. Lineage: Eukaryota; Fungi; Ascomycota; Eurotiomycetes; Eurotiales; Aspergillaceae. Bases 208 to 1251 code for a protein of 347 amino acids. The record is from RefSeq and is a predicted model, not a curated record.
CAUGAUCGAUGUCAGGGUACACUCUAUGCUCAUCUGAUAUUUUGUUGGGAAAAGUGAUCCGCUAUUUGAUACUUGGAAUUAUCAAUGUGAUGCAAAUCCUUCACAUGAAGGUAGUCCCCCGAACUCCAAAGCUAUAGUAUAAAACAUCAUGGCCUCAAUUUCUGGGGAAGGCAUCCCAUGGUAUCAAAAAAUUAACAUACCGCCAUCAUGACUUUUGCGAGCAACCCAAAAGACUCUAUGAAAUCUACAUGGCGUACUGGCAACCGGGACGAAUGGGGCUUCAGUCACUGGCUGCUGGAGCUGCUCAAUGUCCAUCCCAUUGCGCUUGACCAGGAAGUCCCCGUCCAUUCAAAGCAGGACAAGCUACCUUAUAUGCCUCAGUGGUCUCUUAACAUAUGGGUUCUCUUUUAUGCAUCUAUCCCGCUUGUCAUUAAUCAAGUCUACAUCUCAUAUAUGGCCCACAACCUCGGCCCAUUCGCUCUGUUCAACCUAUACUUCUUUUGGUUCAACGCAACGGUCAUCUACCAAGUUAAACUUCUUCGUCGCCUCGGACACACCUAUGGCUUCCUUGACGGUGACCAGCAUGAGCGUGACGGUAUUCCCGAUGUUGGCGUGGGGAAAGUUACCGCCUCGCUAUAUAAGACGACCGGCUCUCGCUUAGUUAUGGCGAUCUACCUUUCCUACUACAACCAAUCACCCAUGGCCAUGAACUGGACGUGGCUCCCACUGAUGAUAGGUCUCUAUGGGAUUGUGCUUGACUUCUGGUUCUACUGGUACCACCGCAUAAUGCACGACGUUAGCUUCCUCUGGAAGUAUCAUCGCACCCACCAUCUCACGAAACACCCCAACCCUCUCCUCGCCGCCUAUGCAGACCACGAGCAGGAGUUUUUCGACAUGGUCGGUGUGCCGUUCAUGACCUACAUGAGCCUUAGGCUCAUGGGUCUACCUAUGGGCUUUUAUGAGUGGUGGAUUUGCCAUCAAUACGUUGCAUUUGCCGAGGUCUUUGGACAUAGCGGUCUUCGUGUCCAGAUGACAGUGCCAUCUACACUAAGCUGGUUGCUGCAGUGGCUGAAUGCUGAGAUUGUCAUUGAGGAUCACGACCUCCAUCAUCGCAAAGGGUGGAGGAAGAGUCAUAACUAUGGCAAGCAGACUCGCCUAUGGGACCGGAUCUUUGGCACGUGCCAUGAGCGUAUCGAGUCUGUCGAGAGCAACGUUGACUAUACGAAGUCUGUCCAUAUGCCUUUGUUCUAGACUUGCUGCAAUUGGGCCGCUUGUAUCAGCGCUCCAGCUUGUCUUAUAAUUGCAAGAUUUCUACGAUGAUGAAGAUGGACAAUCCAGAUAUUAUAUGACGAGGUCACGACGAUGAUGAAUAAUACCAUUGGCAGGACGUCAGCAGGACAGAAAGGUACAAGGUACAUACAAAAUGUGAAUACUAGCUCCAGGUAUUCCACCAGCCAUAUAUAUGCUUAUAGUACUCCGUACAUACUGCUAUUUCAAUUUAAACAAGG